CUAAUAAAGUUGAAGUUCCUUCCUAACACUGAGGAAAAUAAACACUAAACUAAAGUUCCUAAAUGUGGUAAAGUGGUGAUGUGAUGAUGAUUGUGAACCUGUGCAGCCUAUGCUGACGAAAAUCUGAAAGCAGUGAACCAUUGUGAAACUCAAAAUGAUGAACGAUCAAGAAAAGCUUCUCAAGUAUCUUGUGUCUGUCGAGAAGUUGGCUGAAGAAAUAUUGUCUGAUAACAAAGAAAUCAUACUCUUAGAUAAACGAAGAAACCUGAAUAGAGAAGCAUUGCGAGAUAUUUCUAAAUCUGGCCAAUCCAAGUGUUUAGUUACUGUGGGAUCUGUACUUGUGAAACACGACAUAGAAGCUACAAAGAGUCUGCUUGAGGCUGACCAGAAACAACUUAACAUUGAUAUUAAUAAGCUUCGGAGUGAUCUUAAAGUCAAAGUGAACAAUUUGAGGGACUUAGAGAUGCAGCCACCUGUUCCGGGGUUGAUGUUAGCACCUCUGUCUGCUAAAGAAGCUACUGGACUUUCUAGAGCUGGGAUGAUGUAGUGUUUUUCCUCUAUAAAUACUUAUGAAGCAUCAAAUUUUAUGCUUCCUUUUUGGUCUCUAGAUUACAUACAUUUAUGAUGA
Molecule: messenger RNA, 628 nt
Organism: Plutella xylostella (diamondback moth)
Lineage: Eukaryota; Metazoa; Arthropoda; Insecta; Lepidoptera; Plutellidae
Gene: Pdrg1
Product: Pdrg1 prefoldin-like subunit
Source: RefSeq, a predicted model, not a curated record